AUGGUUCUCACCCACUCAACAUCGCAUACGUACUCUCAUCCUUUCCCCACCGUCACGCUCGCCUUCUUCCUACGGUACUGCUCGCCUCGUCUCAAUCCAUUCGCCACGCACGUUCUUAGCACGGACACCAUCUCCAGCCAUGUCGACCCCAAGACGAACCGCCUCCAUACCACCCGCCUCCACCUGAAGAAGAGCCGUAUGCCCGCCGCGGUGUACAAGCUUCUGCCGGCGAGUGUCACCGGAGGCGGUACCAGCGGAGAGAAGGUUGCCUACGUACUGGAGACAAGCGUGGUCGACAUCAAGGAGGGAUGGAUGCGCUCAGAGAGCAAGAACCUCAACUUUUCCGGGGUCUUGUCCGUCACCGAGCAGCAAGAGUUCCUCGUCCCGACCGACAAUGCGUCCCUGGAGACCAACGUCAACACGAGCCUCGUCUUCAGGUCCCGCAUUGGAGAGAAGAUCCGCGGCAAGAUCGGCCAGGCCCAGAGCGAGGGAUGGCUCUACGGCCUGGCGAGCGGGCUGGGCGCGCGAGGCAUCGGCCGAAGCAUAGAGAGCCUAGCCUCCACCAAGACCAAGGACCAGCUCGGCAAGAGCCGCGACGGCAUGCGGCAUGUGCUCGAGAGAAUCCGCAACACCGGCGUCAUUGACAUUCUCGAAGCCAUCCGGAGAGAGCGCCAGCUUGGCAAAGCUUGA
Molecule: messenger RNA, 690 nt
Organism: Clonostachys rhizophaga
Lineage: Eukaryota; Fungi; Ascomycota; Sordariomycetes; Hypocreales; Bionectriaceae
Source: the annotation of a GenBank genome assembly